AUGGCUCAGAUCCAGGUCCAGCGUCCAGUCGAACCAGCCAUGUCGUCGUCUGCACCCAAGCUCAUCUCCUCCCAACCACCACCACCCUCCGAGGCGCCAGCACCGGCCAACGCUGCCAACCCCCGCGACCUGGUGGGCAACUCCGGGCCCGUAAGCCAAAAUGGCUGCUUCGAGACGGAUCGAGUCCUCAAGAGUGGCCAUGUCCUACGACGUACGCGAAAGACUAGGGCCUGGAAAUCAAUCUACCUCGUCCUCCGUCCCGACCGACUCUCGAUAUACAAGACGGACAAGGAGGACAAGCUCCGCCACCAAAUCUACCUAUCUGACCUGACGGCCGUCGCCUUCCUCAAGGACCCUAAACAGAAGCGCCAAAACAUGUUUGGCCUCUUCUCCCCCUCGCGCAACUACCAUCUCCAGGCCAACUCCGCCCAAGACGUCAGGUCGUGGGUCGACCUGAUCCGCCGCGAGGCUCGUAUAGAGGAGGAAGAGGAGGAAAUGUUCCUGGCGGGUCCCGCAUCGGGGUCCCGUACGUCUAGCGGAGGGCUGGCCGAGGGUCUAUCCAGCUCCCCCGAGGCCGCUCACGCCGGCGCCCUGCCCGCACCGCCAGCCGGCUGGCGCAGGUCGACGCAUUUCGAGUCAUCCGGCCUGUCGGGCAACGAGCUCAUGUCCCACUCGGACAUGUCGGACAGCGAGCAGCGCGGCGGGGCCCCCGGCGCAUCCCGGGAGAGCCUAACGCUGGGGGGCGCGCAGAAGCAGCAGCGGUCGACGGCCGUGGAGCAGUGGAGCGCGAUGGCGGCGACCAACAACUUCGAAAACGACCCGGACCGCAUCAUCUGGCACGGCUGGCUGUAUAUGGUGCGGCCUAAGGGCGCGGUGCGCAAGUGGCGGCACCUGUGGGCGGUACUGCGGCCACGUAACCUGAUCCUCUACAAGGACGAGUCCGAAUACACGGCCCAGCACAUCAUCGACCUCUCGGCCAUUGUCAACGUUGUCGACAUCGACCCCGUCAGCCGCAGCAAGGCUCACUGCCUGCAGAUCAUCACCGAGGAGAAGAGCCACCGGCUUGCCAUGCACGACGAGGAGUCGUUGGUCCAGUGCAUCGGUGCCUUCAAGAGCCUCCUCGCCAAGAGGAGGGAGCUAGAGGCCAGAGCUGCCGCCUCUGCUAAUCCUUAG
Molecule: messenger RNA, 1173 nt
Organism: Geosmithia morbida
Lineage: Eukaryota; Fungi; Ascomycota; Sordariomycetes; Hypocreales; Bionectriaceae
Product: PH domain
Exons: 2
Coding region: 1-1173 (390 amino acids)
Source: RefSeq, a predicted model, not a curated record